Messenger RNA from Dromaius novaehollandiae (emu), 2088 nucleotides. RefSeq names its product cholesterol side-chain cleavage enzyme, mitochondrial. Gene Ontology annotation, molecular function: iron ion binding; cholesterol monooxygenase (side-chain-cleaving) activity; heme binding. The record is from RefSeq and is a predicted model, not a curated record. Bases 1 to 1554 code for a protein of 517 amino acids. Gene Ontology annotation, cellular component: mitochondrial inner membrane. NCBI's taxonomy places the organism in Eukaryota, Metazoa, Chordata, Aves, Casuariiformes, Dromaiidae. The transcript is spliced from 9 exons. Gene Ontology annotation, biological process: glucocorticoid biosynthetic process; cholesterol metabolic process; C21-steroid hormone biosynthetic process.
AUGUUGGCCAGGGCUGUGCCCAAGCCUGGCUGCUUGUGGCGGUACCCUGCUACCCCGGACGGGCACGCGGCGGGCUGCCGCCCGGUGCACGUGGCCGCCAGCGAGCUGCCCUCUGCCCCGGCCCCGGCCCCGGCGGCUCGGCCUUUCAACCAGCUCCCGGGCAACUGGAAAACUGGCUGGCUCAACCUCUACCACUUCUGGCAGGAGGGCGGCUUCCACAACAUCCACAACAUCAUGGCCCGCAAGUUCCAGGAGUUCGGUCCCAUCUACAGGGAGAAGCUGGGUGUCUACGAGAGCGUGAACAUCAUCAGCCCCCACGACACUGCCACGCUCUUCAGGUCGGAGGGCAUGCUGCCGGAGAGGUUCAGCGUGCCGCCGUGGGUGGCUUACCGGGAUUUCCGCAACAAGCCCUACGGCGUGCUCCUCAAGACGGGGGAAGCCUGGCGCUCGGACCGCCUGACCCUGAACAAGGAGGUGCUGUCGCCGCAGGUCAUGGACUGCUUCGUGCCCCUGCUGAGCGAGGUGGGGGAGGAUUUCGUGCAGCGGGCCCGAGCGCAGAUCAAGAAGAGCGGCCGGGAGCGCUGGACGGCCGAUUUCACCAACGAGCUCUUCCGCUUUGCCCUGGAGUCUGUGUGCCACGUCCUGUACGGGGAGCGGCUUGGCCUGCUGCAGGACUUCGUGGACCCCGAGGCGCAGCGCUUCAUUGACGCCGUGACCCUCAUGUUCCACACCACCUCACCCAUGCUCUACGUCCCGCCGGCUCUGCUCCGCCGCCUCAACGCCAAGACGUGGCGGGACCACGUCCAAGCGUGGGAUGCCAUUUUCACGCAGGCGGACAAAUGCAUCCAGAACGUCUACCGAGACCUCCGGCUGCACCGCAAGAGCACCAAGGAGUACAUGGGCAUCCUCGCCAGCCUCCUCAUGCAGGACAAGCUGCCCCUGGACGACAUCAAGGCCAGUGUCACCGAGAUGAUGGCAGGAGGAGUGGACACGACCUCCAUGACGCUGCAGUGGGCCAUGUUCGAGCUAGCGCGUUCCCCGGGCAUUCAGGAGCAGCUGAGGGCAGAGAUACUGGCCGCCAAGCGGGACGCGGGGGGAGACAGGGUGAAGAUGCUGAAAACCAUCCGGCUGCUCAAAGCCACCAUCAAGGAAACACUCAGGCUCCACCCCGUGGCGGUGACCCUGCAGAGAUACACCACACAAGAGGUCAUCCUCCAGGAUUACCGCAUCCCCCCCAAGACAUUGGUGCAGGUCGGGCUUUAUGCCAUGGGUCGGGAUCCCAAGGUCUUCCCCAAGCCGGAGCAGUUCAACCCCGAGCGCUGGCUGGCAACAGGUUCAAAGUACUUCAGGGGCCUGGGCUUCGGAUUCGGGCCGCGCCAGUGCCUGGGCCGCAGGAUUGCCGAGCUGGAGAUGCAGCUCUUCCUCAUCCACAUGCUGGAGAAUUUCAAGAUUGAAACCAAGAGAGCCGUGGAAGUCGGGACCAGGUUUGAUCUCAUCCUGAUCCCGGACAAACCCAUCCACCUCACCUUGAGGCCUCUGGAGCCCCAGGCCUGAGGGGGCAGAAGACCCCAUUCCCUGGCAAUCCUGGGACCGGGCUGGGACAGCGGGUGUUGGACCAAGCUGGUCCCAAUUAGAGGGGAUUUGCGCCUGCAUGUCUCUGACAGCUUGACUCAUGCUUUACGUCCUGGAAAGCUCCCUAUGAUAUGAUGCUAAGACUCCAGCAAAGGGAUAUGAUUUGGGAGAAAGCUGUGAAGCCUUCACAGCACAGCCUUGGCUCUGUGCCCCCCUGCCUCUGCUCCAGCUCACUCAAGGCUGCGCUUACGCCACUGGGGAGAUAAACCGGAGGAACCCAGUCCCAGCAUCGCCUGUGCCUGGGGUGGCUCACACCGGGCAAGGAGCCCCGAGGCACAUCCCCUCUCGGGACCUAGGGGAUCCCCUAUCUCAGCCCUCUCUGAUUUUAUGCAGAGCCAGCACCCUGGAGAAGGGGUCUGCCCCGUGACGGGGUGUGGGACGGCAGCAGAGGGAGGCAUGAUGGGGUGAUGUCCCUCCCCAGCCCACCCCAGCCUCGCCGGGCACUCCCGGCUCCCU